Molecule: messenger RNA, 876 nt
Organism: Drosophila hydei
Lineage: Eukaryota; Metazoa; Arthropoda; Insecta; Diptera; Drosophilidae
Exons: 2
Coding region: 60-827 (255 amino acids)
Source: RefSeq, a predicted model, not a curated record
UCAAACAAGUUUGAAUAAAAUUUCAUUUUAUAGAACUUAGCCGUAAAAUUAAUAAGGAGAUGAGCCGCUGCUGCUGCUGCCAGGCCCAGAAGGACGACUGCCAUAAGUGCAGAUCUGCGCCGCAGGCUGUCAGCUGCUUUAACCAGCGAGUCAAUCAGUAUCCGGUCAGCGAUGCACUGGCUCCAUAUCCGGAUGAGAUCAUUAUGACGAUACUGGAUCGUAUACUCUACUUCUUUGGCGCUACCAACGUCUGCCAUCAGCCGGAACCGGAACAGACUGCCAUGCGCUUAGGCAAUUCUCCAUGUAAUCCGCCUUCGUCUGUCUGCGGCAAGAGCAGCUGCUCUUCGGUCACCUGCAACAUGGGCCUAAUGUCCAAGGCCAGCACCACCAGCAGCUUAAGCAAAUUUGCCACAGCCAAGUCGAUGGGCAACAGCACCUUAUGCAGCCCGAAGUCUAAGGGCUCCGUUUGCCAACCCGCUUGCUGUUGGUCUGGUCCACGCAAGCCGCACGUCGACUUUGCUCAUCCCGUUUACGAUAAUCAUCAGCGGGCUGACGACUCCAACACCCUAUCGGAACGCAUGAAGGUGUCGCUCUCGCAGGCCUCUAUCGCAUGCCGUCGACUCAAGUCCAAGCUGUCCACCAAUUUGCAGCACCUGGGCAAGAAGUGUCUCUGCACGCGUCUGGUACGCUCCGAGAACGGCUGUCAAAUCUAUGAGGUGUACAAGAACUCGGGCAAGGAGACGACCUGCUGCGAGGCACCGGUCAUACUCUUUCUGGUUACGCCCAACGGACAGGUCAUGACUUUCGAGUCCCUGUCGACGUAUUAAAAAUGUAUUUUUAAAUCAGAUACUACAAAAUUCUGUAUGACAAAUAAAC